Messenger RNA from Mangifera indica (mango), 1131 nucleotides. RefSeq lists its product as uncharacterized. The coding region runs from base 169 to 831 and encodes 220 amino acids. Lineage: Eukaryota; Viridiplantae; Streptophyta; Magnoliopsida; Sapindales; Anacardiaceae. The transcript is spliced from 7 exons. The record is from RefSeq and is a predicted model, not a curated record.
UACCCUUAACUGAUGAGAUGAGGGUGAUAUUGCCAUUCUACAAAACCUCUGCGGUGAACAUACAGUAAACUCCGGGGGCGUCAAGAUUAUUCAGUAUUUGGGCGGGACUAUAAAAUCCGUCAUCUUGCUCGCGCGGAGAGAAGAGAGAGAGACAGAGAGACAACCAAGAUGGAAAAGAAUUUAACGGAAGCCGAAGACUUGGAGCCCUUGUUCGACUACAGUCGCGUUCAGCCUUUGAAGUUCACCGACCUCGACGAUGUCGAAAGUUCGCCGGUUUCGUUUAAAAAGCGGCGGAAGAAGUUUGAAGCGCCGGUUGAGAAGAAGUUUAAAGUGGACGUGAAAGAAAUAGAAGUGGUGAAUUGUGACGAUGAUGAGGAGGAUGAUUGGCUACCUCCACCUCCAAAGGUUGUGGUUGAGAAUCAGCUGGGUGAGGAUUCAACUAUAAAGGAGUUAAGGUUGAAGAAGCAAGAGCUGGCAUCAUUUACUAAAGCAGCUGAAGAUGUCCUGCGAGAUGUGGAGGAGUCUGUGAAAAGAAAACUUGGUGGUUCACUGGAAGCUUCAUUAGAUGGUGUGGCUGAUCAGCCAUCAAAGCCUCCUUGUGAAAGAGCUAAAAUAGUUAUUUCUAUCCAGGACAAGGAAGGGCCCAAGCUAUUUCGUGUGUUCAUGGAUGACAAGUUUGAGCGCAUCUUCAAAAUGUAUGUGGAUAAAGUUGAGCUUGACACAAAAAACUUAGUAUUUUGUUUUGAUGGGGACAAAAUUGAUCCAGCAUCUACCCCUGCUAGCCUUGGAAUGGAGGAUGAUGAUAUUAUUGAAGUCCAUGUGAAAAGCUGACUAUGGUUGUUGCCCAGCUACAGUGCCAAAUCGGUGUCUUUCCUUUUGGGAGAUAGAUUGCCUGCAGCAAUGAAUCUAUCUCCAAGUUUUUUGCCUUUAUUUAUAUUAUUUUUUGGUUGUAACAAUUUUGGCUCCUCAACUGUACAGUGCCAUUUAAAUUCCUGAACAGUCUUGACUAUGGAGACAUGGUUCAAGGGGAAAAAAAUGAUCCAGUUGUCUGAUCUGUACUUUUGUAAUUAUCUAUUGUGAAUUGGUUUGGAACAGGAUUACUGCCUAAUAGAUUUUUCAGAAAUUUUUCAA